AUGGACAAUGACGAACCUCUUGAGCCUGAGACUAAAGAUGAGAGUGACGCUGUGUCAGUCUCGCAGAGCAGUGAUGAAACACUCUACUGUGAGGCUGAACCCCCCACGGCUGUGGAAAAAGAGAAACCAGCCCGGGAGAGCUCAGAAACAGACCUUGAGAUUGAAGAUACCGAAAAAUUUUCCACCACUGGACAAAGGGAGUUGUACCUGGAGGCCUGCAAACUGGUGGGCGUAGUGCCCAUCUCCUACUUCAUCCGGAACAUGGAGGAGUCCUGCGUGAACCUCAGUCAUCAUGGGCUGGGCCCCAAGGGUACCAAGGCUAUUGCUAUAGCCCUGGUGUCCAACACGACUGUCCUCACGCUGGAACUGGCAGACAACUGUAUCAUGGAGGAGGGGAUCUUGAGCCUGGUGGAGAUGCUACAGGAGAACUACUACCUGCAGGAGAUGAAUAUUUCCGACAAUGAUCUUGGCUUGCAGGGGGCCAGAAUCCUCUCUGAAUUCCUCCAUAAUAACACCUCUUCGCUCUCUAGUCUUCAGCUUUCAGGGAAUAACUUCAAGGAAGAAUCCGCAGAGCUGUUUUGCCAAGCCCUGUUGACCAACUAUAGAAUUAAGUCGCUGGAUCUCAGUCACAACCAAUUCUCUGACAAGGCAGGAGAGUACCUGGGACAGAUGCUGGCCAUCAACGUAGGGCUCCAGUCGCUGGAUUUGAGCUGGAACAGCCUCUGCCUCCGGGGAGCGGUGGCCUUGAGCAACGGUCUCCAGGCUAAUGUGUCCCUGAGGAAACUGGAUCUCUCCAUGAACAGCUUUGGGAACGAGGGGGCUGCAGCCCUAGGGGAGGUCCUCAGACUCAACAACUGCCUGGUCUACAUAGACCUCAGCAGCAACAACAUCAGCAACGAAGGGCUGUCCAACAUCAGCAGAGGACUGGAGUUGAACGAAAGCCUCAAAGUUCUGAAGCUUUACCUGAACCCUAUAAGUAUGGAUGGGGCUGUGUUACUUAUCCUGGCCAUCAAGAGGAACCCCAAAUCCAAGAUGGAGGAUAUUGACAUUUCCAAUGUGCUGGUGUCCGAGCAGUUCGUGAAAAUAUUGGAUGGGGUGUGUGCCGUCCACCCCCAGCUGGACGUGAUAUACAAGGCAGUGCGAGGCAUCUCUAACAAGAAAACCCUCUUCACGUGGACAAGCCCCGUGAAACUGAUCCAGAGCUAUGCAGACCAACACAAAAUCUCAGUCCUGGACUUCUUCAGGAGCCUGAACCCUAGUGGAGAGACGAAGAUGCCUGUGGGCGAGUUCCGGAAAGCUAUGAUACAGCAGAACAAGGUCCCUGUAAACCGGUACCAAGUCAGGGAGCUGAUAAAGAUGCUGGGUCAGAAGACAGACAUGGUGGACUUCAGGUUAGCCCGGCCCCGCCACCUGGCCGCAUCUGGGCUGCCCUUCUGCCCGGGGCAGGCCUCCCGUUCCCUCUAA
Molecule: messenger RNA, 1464 nt
Organism: Hippopotamus amphibius kiboko
Lineage: Eukaryota; Metazoa; Chordata; Mammalia; Artiodactyla; Hippopotamidae
Gene: LRRC74A
Product: leucine rich repeat containing 74A
Exons: 13
Coding region: 1-1464 (487 amino acids)
Molecular function (GO): protein binding
Source: RefSeq, a predicted model, not a curated record